Apis dorsata (giant honeybee) is the source of this 2359-nucleotide messenger RNA. It is a transcript of the gene Tsp5D, whose product is annotated as tetraspanin-9. The transcript is spliced from 5 exons. Gene Ontology annotation, cellular component: membrane. The coding region runs from base 514 to 1287 and encodes 257 amino acids. The record is from RefSeq and is a predicted model, not a curated record. Lineage: Eukaryota; Metazoa; Arthropoda; Insecta; Hymenoptera; Apidae.
GGCAACGCGUAUCGGAUAACGAUCGAAAGGAAAACACGCGUAGAUUUGCAACGACCUUGAGCGACUCGACUCAGCGGGCGUUCGUAAGAAAGUGACGUCUUCGCGCGAGCACACGUUUCACAUAGGUGUUACCUCCACCAUGGAGCAGAGCGACGAGAUCGUGAUCGGGAUUGCGUAUAGGUGAGAGGCCUCACCGUCGGCAGGGUGUCCCGUUAGGGGACCUAGAAGGCCCACAAGGGGCCACAGCCAAUCGUAUCAACCUGGUUCCGACCACACCGGAACGUAUCCUCGCCCGAUGAGGAUCGGCUGCCAACCGGUCGGCCCGAUCGCUCAACCGGUAUCGUUUAUCUGUCCAAUUCACGCCCGUUUCUCGUCGUCCGCUCGCCUCGAAUAUCGAGCACCAACGCGCGGAAAAGUCGAAAUCGUUUCGUAGCGAGAAUGUGAACGCCAAUCUUUCGCUGAAACACUGCCAGACCGUUUGUCGCCUUGAGGAUCUCGAGGGGUGUUCCAGCCAUGGGCCGCACGGGAUACACGUGCAUCAGACACGUUUUCUGCUCCCUCAACGUUCUCAUCUGGUUAUGCGCUUGCGGAAUUUUGGGUGCAGGCCUCUGGCUCCGAUUGGCUUACUCCGGAUACACGACCUUGGUGCCGCACUACAGUUUCGCGUCAGCUGACUCGUUGCUGCUCGCCGCCGGAUGCGUGACCUUCGUGAUCGCCUUCUUCGGAUGCUGCGGCGCGUGGUUUCAAUCGAGAUGCAUGUUAAUCACGUACUUCGGUUUGGUGAUACUGAUGUUCCUGGGCGAGUUCAUGCUGGGCACCCUGGCCUUCAUCUUCAGGGAACAUCUAGCCAAGAGUUUGAAGGACGAGCUGCUGUUCGGCAUCGAGAAGCAUUACAACCUGACCAGGGAACCUGGAACUCUUCCCGCUAUAUGGGAUCACAUACACACGGAGUUCCACUGCUGCGGCGUGCGGGAUUACACGGAUUGGUUCCGAAUCGACGCCUGGCCGACGGAGGACCGCGUGCCCGAUUCCUGUUGCGUGCAGAGAGAACGGUAUUGCGGUCGCCUCGACUCCGAGGGGCGUAACAAGGAGCUCUGGUACAAGGAAGGCUGCGCGACAGCUAUUCAAAUGUGGCUGGUGACCAGGCUGCACGUGGUCGGGACCGUUGGCCUCGUGGUAGCCUUCCUCCAGUUGUUCGGCCAAGUGGCCAGCAUGAUCCUCUUCUGCACCGUCAGGCACAAGAGGUCGUCCCACACGUACAAGAGUUACGAUACCACCAACACCUAGAAUUUCAGAUGGAUCUUAGACGAGACCAGCGUCUAAGAUCCAUCGAAACUUUAUAUAUAUAUAUAUAUACACGCACAUGUAUAUCGCACGCCCGCAAUGAUCGCGAUCUUCUUCGCCGCCGAUACGAAGAGGAUCUGGGAUCGUUGCUUCUGUAUGCCCCUUGGCCGAUAUCUCGAACCCCCUGUAAAUUGUUUUCCUUCCCUUCUUGCGAAAAUGUCCGCCCCUUUCUUCUUGUAGAAUUAGUAGAAAUCGAGUAGAAACACGAGCGAAUUAUCGUUAAACUCGUCCACGAGCUUAGACGGUGGAACGAGAUGAUUAAUAAGCAUGGCUUCUGAGAGACGCGAGACGAGCCAUUAUUUUAAUGGGUCGUUAGACCCGAUAAGCGAUUCCGCCUUCAUCCAGCUGAAUAAUUUGACGAGCUUUUAACAAAAUAGGUCGGAUGUAAGUAAGAAUAAUAACGACGUACUCGCUGAGUUUAGAUUUUGAUCGGUGGAACGAAUCUUGUAGAAGUAGAUAGUAAGUAGAGGAGAGAAUUUUAUAUAGUAGGAUGCGAACAUUUAUGUUACCUUGCAUGCGAACCUGUUUUAUUUACUAGAGAUAAGGUAAUCGCACACGGAUCAUACCAAAAUUAUUCGUUACGUACGACCAGGCGCUACGAAUCGCUUUGUCAAUAUUGUUUUUUUUUCCUUUUCUUCUCUUUUCUUUUUCCGUUCCGUUUCAACGGUUUUGCCUGGUCGUGCGAGCGCGAGCACAAUUUUUAUUUUUAUUCUCGUUAUCGUUUUAAGAUCGGAUCGACCCCACCCGUGGAAACACUACACAAUCCUCGUGGAUUUUUCUCUCGUCUAGCUUUAAAUCCUCGGGUGUGUCGAUCGUGUACGUUUUUUUAUCGCGUAAUAAGUUGUCGAUAAAGUAGCGACACUUGACCGCCUAGUGUACGUUUGAAGAAGUGCGUGGUUUCGAGCGCAGCCUGCCACGCUACGAGGUCGCGACGAUCGAGCUGCAUCGAGAUCGUAUCACGCGAGCCUCGUGUACGUGUAACGUUCAGAUAAUAAAUAAUAUAUUUAUGAGACGA